Molecule: messenger RNA, 2339 nt
Organism: Xenia sp. Carnegie-2017
Lineage: Eukaryota; Metazoa; Cnidaria; Anthozoa; Malacalcyonacea; Xeniidae
Product: kelch-like protein 12
Exons: 3
Coding region: 298-2076 (592 amino acids)
Molecular function (GO): protein binding
Source: RefSeq, a predicted model, not a curated record
AAUGAUUCAAUCUGUGAUUGCAAAGAAGGGCGAAUUCGGGUUUUUUCACUUUUCUUUAUUUCUGUUACAACAAGAAGAUUGAAAGAGGUCUGUGUUUGGCGAGCAACUUCAGACACCAAUAACCCAUAAAUGCAAAGACAAACAGAUAUUUGAGGAAGAGAACAUUAAAAGAAGCCUGCGUUUGGGGAACGACUUUAGACGCAAGCCAUCUAUAUAAAUCCAACAAAAAUAAGAUUUAAAAAAAGAGACGCAAUAGAUUUAUACACAAGCUCUACGAGUUCAAAUCAUCAAAACGCCAUGUCUCUAGAUAACUUACUGCUCCCCUCAUUUCAAUUUUUUAUGGACAUAGCCCGAGAUGCUGCAGCAGAAAGGCUAGAAAAGGGUGACGUUGGUAAUGAAGGAUUUCGGAAAUUUAUCAAGCGCGAUUUACACGACAUCAAAACAAAGCUAGAUAAUCUUUCGAAAAUAGACCUUUACUCCAGUUUGGACUACUUGGAAGACGGAUUUGAUAUAUGCAUUGAGAAACUAAAAAGUGAUUUAAAAUGUGAAGAAGCAAGUAAUAGUGUUGAGUCUCAGGCAACUUCUAGUGCCAUCGCCACCAGGUAUGAUCAUGAUUCCCGUGCAAAGGUUUUUUUAUUAGCAAAGGAUCGAUUUAAAAAAUCUCGUGAAGAAGCAACAAGAGCUUUCAACAACAAAAAUUUAAGCUUGGAGGACAAAAUAUUUGCCGUUUUUGUUAAGAUCAUAGCACAAAUUUUUGAAUGUCCGGAGCACCAGGAGAUUGUCUUUGGUUUAUGUGUAUCUUAUAUAAAAAAGCUACAUCAGUUGAAGGGUGUUCAAGAAAUGUUCUCUCUCACUAUCGGUGGUGGCUGUUGGGCGAUGUUCAAUCAGUCCCGAAGAAUGGAAAACAUAAAGUCUGUCAUUCUUCUCAACCAUUAUUUAUAUCAUCUCAUUGCGAAGAUCAACAACAAUCAUGAUCAUUUAUCAACUUGGCCAAGUAUUGAACUUGAAGACGGAAAAAUGUUUAAUCCAAUACAGGACUGGCGCAAGAAAUUCGCUGUCGAGUCUUGGUAUAAAAAUUUGAUUGAAUCCCAAGAAAUGGAAAAAAUAAAAACCAUGAUGAUUGAACUUUUGGACAAGACAACUAUAAAUGAACAUUUUACUCCAAUAUUGACAUCACCAGUUGAGUUAGUUAUGGAUGUAUUAAGAAAUGGUAUUUUUGUUGCUGGAGGCAACAGAAAAAGUGUUGAAAUUUUUUCAUGGAAGGAGAAGAAAUGGUUUAAAAUUGCAUCGAUGGAAGAUUAUCACUUGAGUACUUCAUCAUUUAUUUAUAAUGAUAAUUUAUUCAUUGUUGGAGGUUAUGGCUGCAAGUCGUUGCAGACAUUGAAUAUAAAACAGUUACCUUUGACAUGGAGAAAAUUUCCUACAGAGUUUCCUUAUGAAUGUCGGGAUCAUCAAACUGUUGUUUAUAAACAACAAAUCAUUCUCAUUGGAGGAGACAUUGCUGGCAAAGGACGAUCAGAUUUGAUCAGUGAAAUAAAGAUAACAGGUACAACAUCUUAUGUUUUGAAAGAGUUGUGUCAUAUGCCUGAACUACGUUGUGGCCAUGGAGCUGUUGUUGUUGAUGAUAAAGUUGUUAUUUUUGGAGGACAGCAAUAUGAUGGCAAAGAUUUGUCCAGUGUCUUGGAGUUUGAUCCAAGGACUCUUACAUUUAAGGAAAUGCUUCCAUUACCUCAUCCAUUGACUGGAAUGGCAACAGUUCAAUGGAGAGAUGAAGUUAUUCUUCUUGGAGGUUCUGAUGGAAAAGAAAUUUUGAACAGUGUUAUCAUGUAUGACAGCAAUACAGGUGAGAUAACAGUCUUACCAUCCAUGUUUGAAAAGAGAUCUUGGUGUUGCGCAGUUAUAGCUGGUGAUACAAUUGUUGUCAUGGGAGGUAAGAAUGUUAAAUAUGAAGAUCUUGAAUCAGUGGAGUAUUUCGAAAUGGGAAGUAGUUCUCUAUGGACAUGUCUUCCUUCAAUGAAUAAAUCACGAUGGAGAGCCAUUGCUGAAGUUUUACCUUUUGGACAAAAGUAUGUCUAAGACACAAAAUUUCAUUAAGUUAUGAAACGUUAUAACUCAUCAAUGUUCGUUUGGACUACAUUGGAUGACAAAUGUGUAAAAUUUACAAUGUAUAGUUCAAAAGUUUAUAUAAUCAUUGACUAUUUUGAUAAAUUUCUGAAAUAGGUGAAUGUCUUUUGUAUCUAAAUAAGUCUGAGUUUUUAGAGAAUAGUUUAUAACUUUUUCUUGUCCUUGUUUAAUUGCAGUUUAUUGACCAAUAAAAUACAAGUUUUUCAUGCUAAAAA